AUGAGCCAAGUGCUCCCCCACGAGGCUAAAAUCAGUAAGGAGGCCAAAGAAGCCAUGCAGGAGUGCGCCACCGAGUUUAUUUCGUUCGUUACUAGCGAAGCCGCAGAAAUAGGGGACUCCCAAAAGAGGAAAACUAUAGCCGGCAACGAUGUGCUCGAGGCGAUAGAUGUGCUUGGUUUCGAGCAUUAUGCAAAAGCUCUAAAGCCGUACCUCAACAGAUACUACGAGAGGUCAAAGGUCAAGACGCAGAUGGACCAAGCGCCGAAGGGUUCAAUAAGUGCGAGCGACGUUCAGCAGUCGCCAGCCUCGUGA
Messenger RNA from Bacidia gigantensis, 312 nucleotides. RefSeq lists its product as uncharacterized. The record is from RefSeq and is a predicted model, not a curated record. Bases 1 to 312 code for a protein of 103 amino acids. Gene Ontology annotation, biological process: regulation of transcription by RNA polymerase II. Gene Ontology annotation, cellular component: CCAAT-binding factor complex. Gene Ontology annotation, molecular function: DNA-binding transcription activator activity, RNA polymerase II-specific; RNA polymerase II cis-regulatory region sequence-specific DNA binding; protein heterodimerization activity. The transcript has 2 exons. NCBI's taxonomy places the organism in Eukaryota, Fungi, Ascomycota, Lecanoromycetes, Lecanorales, Ramalinaceae.